CUUAGCUGUCAGAAUGAGCAGCAAUAACAAAACCUGCACAUCAAGAUUGUUUACAAUCCACGUAUUGCAGUUCUUUUCCACUCCUGUCUAUUAUGUGCGGUUCGAGGGAAGUCCACCUACGCUCCCGCGCCUGUGCUGAUGGCUGCGCCCUCCCGUGCGCUCAUAGACGAGCCCAUAAUGCUGGAGGCGCGUCACCUGACCCCGCACUGCCCCGUCACGCUGCGUGCCCAAAUGCGCUGUGAGAAGGGUGACCUGUGGGAGGCGCUGGCACAUUACUACGCAGACAGCAGCGGUGUCUUGAACCUGUCACGGGACGAGGCCCAGGGAGGGUCAUACUCUGGCUGCGAGCCCAUGGGUCUGUUCUGGAGUCUGCUCCCUGCACCUGGGGAGAGAGAGGGGCUGAUACUGAAGAAGAAGAAUGUGGAGACUCCGUACACGGUGCAGGUGUCCCUGCUGAAUGGACACGUGUCAUCACAGGGCAUCAGGUCACAUGAUGAGGGGCAGGGAAAGGGGGAGGGGCUGGCUUCUGUGACUGUGGAACGCUGGUACAUGGCCCCUGGUGUGCGCAGAAUCGACAUUCGGGAAGAGGGGUUGGUGGGAACCAUGUUCUUACCACCAGGUCCAGGGCCGUUCCCGGCGGUUCUGGACCUCUUUGGAAUGGGCAACAGUCUGGAAGAGCAUCGUGCUGCCCUGCUGGCUUCCCGGGGCAUGGCCAGCUUAGCCCUGGCUUACUACAACCACAAAGACAUUCCUGGGCCACCCAAUGUGAUAAAUGUGGGGGACGACUACUUCCAGGCUGCUUUCCAGCUGCUGCAGAUUCACCCUCAGGUGUGUAGCAGCCGGGUGGCUGUGCUCAGGACUUCCUUUGGGGGCUACCUUACCCUACGCAUCGCUGCUCACCUGCCUGUCAAUCCACGGUGCAUAAUUGGAAUUAAUUUCUUAAUUGGGUGCAUGAACGAGACCAUUGAAGCUAAUGGGAAAGUGUUAAGAUUUGGACAGAGUGAGCUACACUUGCGCCAUGAUGAUCAAGGCUACGUGAACGCUAAAGAAGCUUCCCAUCCCAAAUCGCUUCUUCCCAACACUAAAGUAAAGGUGGAGAACUUCCGCUGCCCCCUGCUGCUGUUCACUUCCGAAGAUGACCAGUGCACCUCAGUUUUGGAGAAUGCAGCCGAGAUAAAGGAGAGACUGCAAGCUGCCAAUAAAUCGCACCUGCUCACCUGGGUGCCAUGCCCCGGCACAGGUCACCUGAUUGAGCCUCCAUACUCACCUCAUACCUCUGCCACACUCUUGACACUGGGGCCCAAGAAAUUAAUGGUUUCGUGGGGUGGACACCCUGCACCUCAUGCUGCGGCUCAGGAAGACGCCUGGAAGAAGAUUCUGGAAUUCCUGGAAUGCCAUCUCAGAGGGGGGGAUUAG
Molecule: messenger RNA, 1416 nt
Organism: Conger conger (European conger)
Lineage: Eukaryota; Metazoa; Chordata; Actinopteri; Anguilliformes; Congridae
Product: acyl-coenzyme A thioesterase 3-like
Exons: 11
Coding region: 139-1416 (425 amino acids)
Biological process (GO): acyl-CoA metabolic process; fatty acid metabolic process
Molecular function (GO): fatty acyl-CoA hydrolase activity
Source: RefSeq, a predicted model, not a curated record